Molecule: messenger RNA, 495 nt
Organism: Suillus subaureus
Lineage: Eukaryota; Fungi; Basidiomycota; Agaricomycetes; Boletales; Suillaceae
Exons: 5
Coding region: 1-495 (164 amino acids)
Source: RefSeq, a predicted model, not a curated record
AUGCUCUUGGUAAUUAAGAUCGCAUGCGUCACUAUCAGAUGGAGUAUGGGCGUGUCCCUGCUCACGAUUUGUUCAGAGGAACAUGUGUCGUACAAAGCGGCAUACUUCAAAAUGCUUCUUUUGAUCAGACAGCGGAGGUCCUCAUUCCCUGUUUACAUAGACAAUCGAGUCGGUGCGCUCUUGGCUUAUACUAUUGAGCGCGAUAUGGUCCUACGGGCCGAAGGAAUCGAUCCUCGUGCGCGGUUGGGCAUCGAGGAGUUGCUAGUCGCUCGUCGAGGUCCCGUCAAGACCGCAGCCCCUGUUUCUGCUGUCUCGUCGGCGCGGGGACCGUCUACCGGCUCCUCAAAAAUGCCCGACGAGCGACGACUUGGUGCCUCCAUUCCCCCGAAGGCUGUUUCUGGACUAAUGGCUACCACUUUAAAUCACAACCUUUUCGUCAUGAAUGUUGAGACGAAUAUCAUUCCCGGCUCUGAAAUAUCCAGCAUCAAGGACUGA